Molecule: messenger RNA, 1955 nt
Organism: Bombus pascuorum
Lineage: Eukaryota; Metazoa; Arthropoda; Insecta; Hymenoptera; Apidae
Gene: Tsen34
Product: tRNA-splicing endonuclease subunit Sen34
Exons: 5
Coding region: 434-1333 (299 amino acids)
Biological process (GO): tRNA-type intron splice site recognition and cleavage; tRNA splicing, via endonucleolytic cleavage and ligation
Cellular component (GO): tRNA-intron endonuclease complex
Molecular function (GO): tRNA-intron lyase activity; nucleic acid binding
Source: RefSeq, a predicted model, not a curated record
GAUGCAUAGUACAGUAAUAUUUUCGAUAUUAAUGAAGUAAGCGAUGAAAUUUAGCAAUUGCAAAGAAAGUAAUGGACACAUAAACGUUAUUAUCGUUAAACAAGUCACAAGUAUAAUUACAAUAAUUUAGAUUUGAAUUUUGAAAAUAAUAUCGUGAUAAAUAUUGUAUUUAGAUAUAAUGUAUAAUCCUUUUUAUAAAUGUUGUAUAAUACUUUACAACAUUGUGAGGCAAUUAAACGAAAUUUUUCUGUUUAUUGAUCCGGAAAGUUACUAAAAAAUUGUUAUAUGUGGAUCAGCAUUUAACAUCUAAUUUGAUUGGUUACUGAAAACAACAUGGAAAAACAUGUGAUAAAUUGUAAUGUUUAACAUUACAUAUAAAAUAAAUAUAUUUAAUACAAUUCUAAAGAUUUGAAAAGUUGAUUAUUUUAGAAAAAUGAUAGACCUAAUUUUAUCAAGAAACAAUGUCUUUAUAUGGAGUGCAGAAGACUGGUUGAAGCUUAGAAAGGAUUAUCGAAUAAUUGGAGAACUUAUAGGUUGUCUUCCAAAGAAACCUAGGCAAGAUAUAUUUUUGGGUCUUCCAUUACUCUUACAACCAGAAGAAGUAUCUCUUUUGCUUGAAAAGAAUAUUGCACGUCUUGUGCGAUAUUCAUGUCUUCAAAAACCACCAUCCAAUUCUCUAAAACAAGCUUUUGAAGAAUAUAGGAAUACAUUAUAUGUAGAACAAGAAAAAUGUUUAAAGAAAGAAAGACAAAAACAGAUAAUUGGUAUGAUGGACAAAAUUAUAGAAGGGAAAAAGCGAAAAAUGCUUGGGAUAGAUACAAGGAAGAAAAAAGUAAUAAAAUCAUUAGAUCCAAAAGUACAAGCAGCAUUUAAUAAUAUUGAAAUAAAUAGACAAGAUUUAUUAAAGGAAGAAAUGGCAAAAUUACCCAAAUUAGACAAAACUGAAGCUUUAAUUCAAACCCAUACAGCGUAUCCAUGGACAGAUGAAAAUGAUAUAGAAAUAAUAGAAUGGAAGUAUCCUUCAAAUGACAAACAACAACUUCGAUAUAAGACAUAUAAAGAUUUAUGGGAAAGAGGAUAUUAUGUAACAAAUGGAGAAAAAUUUGGAGGAGAUUUUUUAGCUUAUCCUGGAGAUCCCAUUAUGUUUCACUCCCAAUUCAUAAUUUUAUGUAAAGAUAAAAAAGAGGAAAUUCCAAUAACUGAACUUUCAGCACAGUGCCGGAUUGCUUGCCAUGUUCGAAAAACACAAGUAUACGCUUUCUUUUCUGAAAACCAAAUCAUAAAAUACCAAUCAUUCCAAUGGGCAGAAAGUGCUACAUUUGAAAAUGUUUAACAAUACUUGAAUAAUAUUAUAUGAUUAAACUUAUGAAAUAUUAGGAAACAAUCUUGGGUUCUUUUUAUUUAUAUUUUUGAUUUAUCAUCAGAAUAUAAGUACAAUAAAAAAAUUGUAUUUAAAGAGCAUCAAUUAAUACAAAUCUAUUAUCUUGUGGAUCAGGAAUAACAUUAAAAUGUUUUUUAUAUAUCACGGUGUUCAAUCUAUUAGCAUAGUGUGUUCUAGCCCAAAUACGGUCCACAUUUGGGUUAAUCUUCUCACAGGUGACAAAUACUUUUCCCUUUUCUAAAGCAUAUAAUGUACCAUCUUUACCAAAACCAACCUGUAAAACAAAUAAUUAAUACAUCUUUAUUUAGCAAAUAACAUAUAUUUGGCAUAUGAGUACAAUUCUUUUUUAUAUUUACAUAUAGUCCUGGAUGAAAUCGAGGUGUACGUUGUGUAGCUAAUAUUGUAGAUUUUUCUACAUAAUGUCCAUCUUGUACUCGCCAUCCUCUAUGUUUAGGCCUUGUACGAUCAGCACUGAUACGUGUACUACCACUAAAUUUUUUUGAUGCAUGCCUUACACAUACUAUUAAUAUAAAGAUUAAAAACAGUACCAUAUAGAAAUAGCAUCCACUUUAUA